AUGACUUACCGGCAGUUAGAAGAUUCUAUAAAUAAAUGGACUACAGAGUUAUCAGAACAAGAGAAAAUCUUUCUACAACAAGCUACUCAAGUUAAUGCUUGGGAUAGAUUAGUUAUGGAAAAUGGAGAAAAGGUAAGUGCUCUGAGUCAAGAUGUAGAAAAAGUCAAAACAGAUCAACAGAAGUUAGACCAUGAGCUAGAUUUUAUACAUUCACAACAAAAAGAAUUAGAGGAAAUGUUGGAACCAUUAGAGAAAAGUCUUGAACAACUUCCACCUAUUAGUUUUCAACAACAUGCUGAUUUACAACGAGAACAUACGUAUCAAAUGGCCGAGAGUAUAGAUGCCCAGAUGAAAAGAAUGGGACAAGAUUUAAAAGAAACAAUAGAAAGAUUAAAUGCUACCAAUUCUAAAACUGAUCCACAUGACCCAGUACAACAGAUAACUAAGAUAUUGAAUGCUCAUAUGGAUUCCUUAUUAUGGAUUGAUAGAAAUUCUGGUAAGAAUUGUUUAAUAUUAAGAUUCAAUGGUGGGAUUUAA
Molecule: messenger RNA, 537 nt
Organism: Lottia gigantea (owl limpet)
Lineage: Eukaryota; Metazoa; Mollusca; Gastropoda; Lottiidae
Exons: 4
Coding region: 1-537 (178 amino acids)
Biological process (GO): protein import into nucleus; RNA export from nucleus
Cellular component (GO): nuclear pore central transport channel; nuclear pore
Molecular function (GO): phospholipid binding; structural constituent of nuclear pore
Source: RefSeq, a predicted model, not a curated record